Triticum turgidum subsp. durum (durum wheat) is the source of this 363-nucleotide messenger RNA. The record is from the annotation of a GenBank genome assembly. NCBI's taxonomy places the organism in Eukaryota, Viridiplantae, Streptophyta, Magnoliopsida, Poales, Poaceae.
AUGUCCGUCUGCAAAAAUCUUAUUUUGAUCUGGAGUUGCAAAGAUUUUUUACAAGCAUUUGUAGAAUGGGAUGCGCCGCCGCCGCCGCCAGCAUGGUCCCAACAGCAGCCGCGAGUCUCCACGAUCGGCGUCGCCAUCCGUCUGUGCCCUGAGCUCGACGGUUCUCCGGCCGACAAGCGUUUGUUCGUGUCGCCGCUAGUGUUAUGCGUUGCUCGCCACCGCCCCAGAUCGCUGUCGUGCGUCAUCGCCGCCCCAAGCUCCAUGAGCUACUUGAAGAGGGAGUGCUUGGCCUGCUUCAUGUAUUGUCUCAAAACAACUUCCCAUGCCAUAUUUCUGUGCUUCAUGUAUUGUCUGAAUACUUGA